AUGUAUAGAGAGAUGGCAGAGGCGGGUGAAGACACCAUCCUUGACAUGGAAGACAAACUGGAGCUGGACAGGCAAAAAAAUUAUCGAAAAAUCAUUCAGAGAGCCUGGCGUGAGUACCUGCAGAGGCAGGACCCCCUGGAGAAGAGGAGCCCGUCCCCACCCUCUGUGUCCUCGGAGAAGCUGAGCAGCUCUGUCAGCAUGAACACCUUCUCAGACAGCAGCACACCCGUGAGUGCCAUGUUUCCUUUUUAUGGCCUGAUAGGCCAGUCAUUUGAUCAGCAGCCCCAUGAAAGGAAAGUGACUCUGCUCUACUUUGAUCAGCCUACCAGACCCACUGGGUUCAUACAUAUUCUCAGGGAGUUCCAGAUAGGAAGACUUAGUGUUACUACUCUCUGA
This is a messenger RNA of Callorhinus ursinus (northern fur seal), 396 nucleotides long. Lineage: Eukaryota; Metazoa; Chordata; Mammalia; Carnivora; Otariidae. The record is from RefSeq and is a predicted model, not a curated record.